ACGUCAUAAUCCAUUUGUUUUUACCGAUUCCUCCUUCUAGAGACCCUUGCAGCCGACGCUUGGGAUAAUUCAGCCAUUUUCUAUCUAAAAGAUCUGAAAGUGGGGAAUUAGGCUAGUCGUGCUGCUCUCAAAUCUUUUUCCUUUCAAGUUAAGUUCAGUAAUGGAAUUUCCCUUGCGUUUUGAACUGGAAAAAUCUCACCGCGAUGACUUUGCCUUAGCUCCAGCUUUGUCAAACGAUUACCAGAAAAUUCCAGAAUUUCCGUGCGCCGAGUACCGCGAGGACACCCACCCAAAGCGUCUCCUAGAUGACAUUAGCUCUGACGCAGGUUCCAAAGUCCCACUCCUCCUGAAAUCUGCGCUCAAGUCGGACACAUCUCGCAAGCUUGGAAUAGCAAAACCACGAAGGAAACGAGUAAAAUUUACAGUCGACACCCAUAAAAGCACAGCAUCCAGAACCUCUACUCCUUUGAGUAAGAGGUUGAAGAUUUUGGCGCUAGACCUGGAUAGACUGGAUGGCCUUCCAGACAUCAUCUUCCGGUCCACCAACAAGCAAAAGACACGCAGAACAAGGCACCUCAAGUCUUAUAUCCGAUUCGGGAUCAAAGAUGUCGCCAUGCUACGCGCCACACAGGAACAAGAGACGAUGGUAGACCAAGCUAUCUUGAAAUGUCUUCGUGAGUUUAAGAAAGAUCCAGGUCAAGAGGUUACCUGCACCAUGUUUACUCAUCCUUCAGAAAAGGACCUGCAAACUUUACCGUAUGAAUGGCAACCUAUGCAAGCAGAGUACCCUCCAUCAUUCACGAUGGAAGGAACCCUAGCAGCUUUUCCGAAGCACUCACUUUCGGAGUCCUACUGUUACCAGUCCGACAUACCAAGGUCUGGCAGCGAACUUGUGGGGCACCUGUCUGAUGCAUUUGCUGCUCUCAACAUACAUCGCUUUGAUUAGCAGUUUAGAGGGAGAAACUGGUGAAGGGGAAAGAAACAGCUAACCUGCCGAGUGAACAUAGUUUAACUUCAACUUAAUUAGAAUAGAUUACUUUACUCCAUCGCCUUGUGUUUUCAACCUUUCAUAUGUGUAAAUUAGGUCCAAAGAAAGAAUACAGAUAUAUAAACAUGCAAA
This is a messenger RNA of Pomacea canaliculata, 1120 nucleotides long. RefSeq lists its product as uncharacterized. The record is from RefSeq and is a predicted model, not a curated record. The transcript has 4 exons. Bases 161 to 946 code for a protein of 261 amino acids. Lineage: Eukaryota; Metazoa; Mollusca; Gastropoda; Architaenioglossa; Ampullariidae.